AUUGAUUCUAUCGUCGACAACUGAAUACCGCCCACUUCAAGUGUUCAUGUAAAACAAACCGACCGCACACCGUCGCGUGGUCGGGUUCGAUAUGCACGCCUGUAUUGCCAACUUAAUUUAAAUUUAUAUUUGUGGAAGAAAUACGCCGUAAUACAACAUUAAUCAAACUUAAUAACAAAUAUGAAGCAUUUGUUAACCAAACAAAAAUACAUUUUUGGUGUAACUAGAUCAAACAAGGAGCCAAAGCGGCAAUUGACGCUUUUUAUGUAUAUGUUUUUGUAAAUCGUGAAGCUAUGCGUAUCACAGACAAAGUUUUGAGGAGUUUUAAGGUUGCCAGGAAAUAUGAUGAUGUUCAUACAGGCAGAAUCAACUGUGUGGACUACAGCUCGAACGGGGAAAACGCGGUAUCAAGCAGCGACGACGACUCCAUUACGUUAUAUGACAUCCAACAGGGAAAACCUAUUGUCGAGAAUCUGUUCAGCAAGAAGUAUGGAGUAGACCUCAUCCGCUUCACACCCAGAGAUGCUGAAACUGUGGUCCACAGCUCCAACAAACAGGAUGAUACGAUCCGAUACCUGUCAAUCGCGAACUACUCAUUCCUUCGAUAUUUCUCUGGCCACACCGCACGGGUUACUGCGCUCUCCAUGUCUCCAGUGGAGGAUAUAUUUAUCUCCAGUUCGUUAGAUGAGACGAUCCGCAUCUGGGACCUCCGCUUGCCCACCUGUCAGGGUUUGACGAACACUAUGGGGAGACCUGUUUGUUCAUUUGACCCGGAUGGGUUAAUAUUUGCUGCAGGAGUGGAAUCACAUGUCCUCAAACUCUACGACCUUCGUGCUUUUGACAGGGGUCCGUUCUCCUGCUUUGAGACCAGGUUUAAUCGUGUCUGUGACUGGACCGGACUCAAGUUCAGUAAGGAUGGGAAGCACAUUCUCAUUUGUACGAACGGCGGAGCUAUUCGUGUCCUGAACUCUUUCACUGGAUCUGUGCAGCACACAUUUUCAGGCUACAACAACAGUAAAGGAGCGUCCCUGGAGGCCUGCUUCACUCCAGACUCGCAGUUCGUUAUGAUCGGUUCGGAAGACGGCAGAGUUCACGUCUGGAGCAUCGAGAGCGGGAUGAAGGUGGCGGUGCUGGACGGCAAACAUCAAGGACCCAUCAACACGCUGCAGUUUAACCCUCUGUACAUGACGUUCGCCAGCGCCUGCACCUCCAUGUUGGUGCUAGAUUUAUACAAGGAGCCGGUGCAGACCUGGGACAAGGAUUACGAUCGGUUUCUGCUUCCUCUCCUCACGCCUCAGGAGCCUUGCUACAUCCUCUACCGCCUGGACUCCCGGAAUGCACAGGGAUACGAGUGGAUAUUCAUCUCUUGGUCACCUGACCACUCACCAGUGAGGCAGAAGAUGAUGUACGCUGCGACUCGUGCCACGCUGAAGAAAGAGUUUGGAGGAGGUCACAUCAAAGAUGAAAUGUUCGGCACGGUCGAGGACGACCUGUGCUUUCAGGGAUACCUGCGCCACAGAUCCUCCGGUUCGUCUCCAGCGCCGCUCACAUCAGCCGAGCAGGAGCUACAACGAAUUAAAGUCACAGAGGAAAAAGUUGUUUGGGAUGAACGGAGACGAAUUGGGACGCCAACAGCGCGAGCGAAGGUCACAAUGGAGUUUGGCCUGGACAAGAGGGCACAGACUCUUCAGGGUCUUGCAUUCCCUUUACAAGAAGAUGCCAAACGAGCUCUGCAGCAGCUCAAGCAGAAACGCAUAAAUUACAUCCAGCUGAGGCUGGAUGUUGAUAAAGAGACCAUUGAACUGGUUCACACCAAACCGACAGAAACUCACGAGCUUCCCUUCAGGAUUCCUACAGACACGCCUCGGUAUCACUUCUUCGUCUUCAAACAUUCCCACCAGGGUCAGAUGCACGAGGCCUUAGUGUUCAUAUAUUCAAUGCCUGGGUACACCUGCAGCAUCAAGGAGAGGAUGCUGUACUCCAGCUGUAAGAACAGGUUACUGGAUGAGGUGGAGAGAGACUAUCAGCUGGAGGUCAACAAGAAGAUGGAGAUCGACAGCGGCGAUGGUCUGACAGAAGAAUUCUUYUAUGAAGAGGUGCAUCCCAUGGAGCAGACCCUAAAGCAGGCCUUUGCUAAGCCUCGUGGACCAGGAGGGAAGAGGGGCAACAAACGCAUCAUCAAGAGUCCUGGAGAGAACGGGGAAGAUUAGACAUCAUACACACUCACCCCCCACCCACCCACACGCACACACACAUAUAUAACACAAUCAAAUGUAAUGAUGUUUAAGAAUUAAUCAAGCAUUUGACUGUUUAACUUUUAAAAGAGAGUUUACGUUUCACAAUAAAACAUAAGGAAAUGCUAA
Molecule: messenger RNA, 2363 nt
Organism: Austrofundulus limnaeus
Lineage: Eukaryota; Metazoa; Chordata; Actinopteri; Cyprinodontiformes; Rivulidae
Product: twinfilin-2
Exons: 17
Coding region: 294-2210 (638 amino acids)
Biological process (GO): regulation of lamellipodium assembly; actin filament depolymerization; barbed-end actin filament capping
Cellular component (GO): Set1C/COMPASS complex; actin filament; myofibril
Molecular function (GO): actin monomer binding; actin filament binding; chromatin binding
Source: RefSeq, a predicted model, not a curated record